AUUGUCUCUUUAAUCAAGAGGCGUAAAUGUAACUUUGUGUUUCUACAUGUUAACAAUUAGUUAAUUUCUUAUUCUAAAUUAUUUAUUUUAAUUAAAUUGUUUCUUCUAUUCUCUUUCAUCUGGACAAUUAACUAAUUGUAGAGAAAAUGGCGGAUAAAUCUAAGAAAAUGGAUCAUCAAGUUAUAGAUGUUGAACCAUCAAAUUCAUCAGAAAGAAAUGUGCCAUUUGGAGAGCCUAGUACAUCAUCUGGUUCUCAGCAAAAGGUUGUUCAAGUUCAACAACAAGUUCAACAGGUGACUGACAUUAUGCAAGAAAAUAUCACCAAGAUACUUGACCGUGGACAGAAACUGGACAAUUUAGAGGACAGAUCAGCAAUUUUAUCAUCUAAAUCGGAAGAUUUUCGGGUUUCUGGUCGGCGACUUGGACGAAAAAUGAGAUGGCAGAACAUGAGGAUAACCAUAAUUGUAGUUUUAAUUAUUAUCGCUCUCAUCAUAAUAAUUUACUUUGCUGUUAAGCAUUGAAUCAUAUUGACACCUUUUCAUCAUUGACAACUGACAAUUGAUUCUGUUUCCGUUUCAACCUGCUAUUAACUCCAAGAUAUUAUCAACACCACAAUUAACUAAUCAACGAUAUGUUAUUUGACUAAGUUUUUUAUUCUUACAACUCUCAUUGUAACAAUUAAAUCUUAACAUCAUCAAAUUUUUAUCCAUCUUGGUGUUGAGGUAAUUUAUCAUCGUUAUUUUCACUAUUUAAAAAUUGUUACCUUUCCAAUCAAUCGAAAUAUUUUUUUAUCUAACAAGCAAAUCAAACCUGUAACUAUCUUAUUCUCAUGUGCAAAUGAUAAACAAUUAAAUCAGUGUUUAAUUAUCGGAA
Messenger RNA from Panonychus citri (citrus red mite), 873 nucleotides. Its product is annotated as vesicle-associated membrane protein 8-like. The transcript has 5 exons. The coding region runs from base 147 to 521 and encodes 124 amino acids. NCBI's taxonomy places the organism in Eukaryota, Metazoa, Arthropoda, Arachnida, Trombidiformes, Tetranychidae. Gene Ontology annotation, cellular component: SNARE complex; plasma membrane. Gene Ontology annotation, molecular function: SNAP receptor activity; syntaxin binding. The record is from RefSeq and is a predicted model, not a curated record. Gene Ontology annotation, biological process: vesicle-mediated transport; vesicle fusion.